Mobula hypostoma (lesser devil ray) is the source of this 4424-nucleotide messenger RNA. Its product is annotated as claudin-11-like. The record is from RefSeq and is a predicted model, not a curated record. The transcript is spliced from 3 exons. Lineage: Eukaryota; Metazoa; Chordata; Chondrichthyes; Myliobatiformes; Myliobatidae. Gene Ontology annotation, molecular function: structural molecule activity. Gene Ontology annotation, cellular component: bicellular tight junction; plasma membrane. Gene Ontology annotation, biological process: bicellular tight junction assembly; cell adhesion. The coding region runs from base 174 to 809 and encodes 211 amino acids.
GCUGUACUCCAGCAGUGAGCAGAAAGAAAGUGUUUUUUUCCCUGGAAAUACACGAGCGGACGUUGAACUGUGGAAGCUCCUUGUUUAUCUGAGUGAUCUUGCAAAGAGGCUGUGAGAAGAGAAAAUCCAAGCUGUUUAAUCGCUACUAACCUGGUCAAGUGGUUGAAGACGGGAUGAGUUCUGUGUGCCUGCAUGUCAUGGGCUUCAUUUGCAGCACGCUGGGUUGGAUUAGCCUCCUGAUCGCCACCGGCAGCAAAGAGUGGGUUCAAACUUGCUCCAUGCAAGCAAGUGCUUGCCAACAAUUCCAAAGCAUUAAACUACGGGGACUGUGGACAGAAUGCUAUCGAUCAGCUGAAGCCUACCACUGCAAGACGUUAUCCGAUAUCCUCAGAAUCCCAGCCUACCUGCAGGCCAGCCGUGCCCUGAUGAUCACUGCCUCCAUCCUGGGACUGCCCGCCAUUCUCCUCAUACUCAUGGCGUUACCGUGCAUGCGUCUCGGAGCCGAAAACCGUUCUUCCAAGCACAAGCGAUCCAUGCUGGGUGCUUUUCUCCUCAUUCUGCUGGCGAUCUGUUCAGCAGUAGCCACCAUUUGGUUUCCAGUGGGAGUUCACGAAGCAGAGUACCUCUUCAACUUUGGCUAUUCACUCUUCCUGGGCUGGAUAGGCACAGGCCUCUGCCUUUUUGGAGGAGCGGUGAUUGCCUGCUGCACCGGCCCUUCACCAGAGCUCCCAGAGAACCGAUACUAUUUUGCUUCACAGGGGUCUUCUUCCAUGGUGAACCCAACACACGCCAAGAGUGCGCACGUCUAAGGAACAAGUGUGUGGACGAGAAUAUCUCGUGUCAAUUAACUAGAGGCAAAGCACCAAUCUGAAAACACACUAUCUUCUGACAGAAUGGAGGACGGCGAUGGAAGUUAUUCUUCAUGUUGGACAGAUAAAUCAACCCUGGUUUAUGAUUUUAUUGUUGAUUUUUGCCAGAAUACGUUGAGGAAUAGUCACUGAGAAAUAAUGAGAAAUAUUGGUUCAUUGUUAUGCAAAUGUAUAACUUCAGAAGCUGAAGCGAGUCUUUAUCUGCUAAGGGGCGGGUGGGUUUCAAAGUUCUAUGUAAAUUUAGUGUCUAAGUUACAUAUAUGUCACCAUAUACAACCCUGAGAUUCACUUUCUUGCAGGCAUUCACAGUAAGUAGAAAUUAAAACAACAGAAUCAAUGAAAGAAACGCAUGAAAAAAUGGACAGUCGAUGGGCAAAAGACAGCAAACUGUGCAAAUACAUAAAGAAAGAAAGAUAAUAAUAAUAAAUAAGUCUUAGAAGUACAGAACAUGAGUUUUAGAGUUCUUAAAAGUGAAUCCAUCAAUUGUGGGAACAGUUCAGUGUUGGAGUGAGUGGAGUUGAGUGAAGUUAUCUCCUCUGGUUCAGGAGCCUGACGGUUGAGGGGUAAUAACUGUUCCUGAACCUGGUGGUGCAGGACCUGAGGCUCCUGCACAUUUCUUCCCAAUGGCAGCAGUGAGAAGAGAGCAUGGAUUGGAUGGUGGUGGAUGUUGAGAGGGGUGGGGAAGAGUUCAGGUUAUGGCAUUGAGGCAGGAGAUAGUUUUAGUUUACUUACUGAUCUAAGCUGGACCUGUGGGUAAAGUAAGCCAGGGACUCAAACAUAAGACAUGACAUUGGAGCAGAAAUAGGCUAUUCGGCCCAUCUAGUAUGUUCUGCCAUUCCAUCAUGACUGAUCCAUCAUUCCUCUUAAGCCCAUGCUCCAGCCUUCCCCCAGUGACCUCUGACACCCUGAUUCAUCACAAACCUAUCACCCUCUGCCUUAAAUACACCCAAUGACUUGGCCUCCAAAGUUGUCUGUGGCAAUAAGUUCUUUAGAUUCCAAGAUAUGUAUUUUCAUCUCUUUUAUAAAGGGUUGUUCUUCUAUACUGAGGCUGUGCCCUCUGGUCCCAUACUCCUCCAUAUUAGGAAACAUCCUCUCCACAUCUACUCUAUUUGUAUCUUCUGGUCCAGGCUCCCCCACUGUAGGAAACAUCCUCUCCACAUCCACUCUAUCUAUACCUUUCAAUAUUCAAUAGCUUUCAAUGAUACCCUCCCCCCAUCCUUCUAAACUCCAGCGAAUACAGGCCUAGAGCCAUCAAAUGUUCCUCAGAUGUUAACCUUUUCAUUCCUGGGAUAUCCUGAUGAACCUCCUCUAAACGUUCACCAAUGGCAGCACAUCUUUUCUUAGAAAAGGGACCCAUAGGUUGAGUGAACUCGGUCUUUUCUUCUUGGAACGACUGAGGAUGAGAGGUGACCUGAUAGAGGUGUAUAAGAUGAUGAGAGGCAUUGAUCGUGUGGAUAGCCAGAGACUUUUUUGUCCCAGGGCUGAAAUGAUUAACACAAGGGGGAAUAGUUUUAAGGUGCUUUGAAACAGGUAUCGAGAGGAUGUCAGGGCCAAGUUUUUUCACACACAGUGGUGAGUGCAUGGAAUGCUGGUGAUAGUGGUGGAGGCAGAUACAAUAAGGUCUUUUAAGAGCCUCUUAGAUAAGUAUGUGGAGCUUAGAAAAAUAGAGGGCAAUCUGGUAGGGAAUUCUCAGCAUUUUCUUAGAGUAGGUUACGUGAUCGGCACAACAUUGUGGGCCAAAGGGCCUAAAAUGUGCUGUAGAUUUCUAUGUUCUAUGUUCUAUGUUUAAAACUGCUCACAAUACCCCAAGUGCGGUCUGAUCAAUGCCUUAUAAAGCCUCAGUAUUACAUCCUUGCUUGUAUAUUCUAAUUCUCACAAAAUAAAUACUAACAUUACAUUUGCCUUCCUCACCGCUUACUCAACCUGCAAGUUAACCUUUAGGAACUCCUGCAAGAGGACUCACAAGUAUCUCUGCACACCUGAUUUUUGAAAUUUUCGAAAUUUUGAAAUAAUCUACAUUAUUCCUUGUGCCAAAAUGCAUGACCAUACACUUCCCUACACUAUAUAUCAUCUGCCACCUCUUUGCCAUUCUCCCACUCUGUCUAAGUCCUUCUGCAUACACCUUACUUCCUCACACUGCCUGCCCCUCCACAUAUGUUCCACAAAAUUGGCCACAAAGCCAUCAAUUCCUUCCUCCAAAGGAAUAUAAAGGUGCCUCAGCACCAAACCCUGCGGCACACCAGUAAUCACUGGUUAUAAAAGGCCUCCUUUAUCCCCACUCAUUGCCUCCUGCCAGUCAGCCAAUCUCCUAUCCUUGCUAGUACCUUUCUGUAAUACCAUGGGCUUUUAUUUUGUUAUGCUGCCUCAUGUGUGGGGCACAUUGUCAAAGGCCUCUUGAAAAUCAAAAUAAACAGCAUCCACUGACUAUCCUUUGUCGAUCCUCUCUGUUAUUUCCUCAAAAAAUUCCAACAGAUCUGUCAGCAAUAACUCCCCUUUCAGAAAACCUGCUAACUGUGGCUUACUUUGUCAUUUGCCUCCUAGAACUCCAAAACCUCCUCCUUAAUAAUAGACUCCAGCAUCUUCCCAACCACUGAGAUCAGGCUAACUGGCCUAUAAUUUUCUUCCUUCUGCCUCCCUCCCUUCUUAAAGAGUGUGUGAUAUUUUCAAUCUUCCAUUCAGGAACAAUUCUAGAACCUAUUGAUUCUUGAAAAAUCAUUACUAAUGCAUCCACAAUCUCUUCAGCCAACUCUUUCAGACCCUGGAGUGUACACCAUCUGAUCCAGGUGACUUAUCUAGCUUUAGACUUCUCAGUGCCCAAGCACCUUCUGCUUAAUAAAAGCAACAACACUCACUUCUGCCCCCAAGACUCUUGAACAGUGUCUUCCACAGUGAAAACUGACGCAAAAUGCUUAAGUUUGUCCAUCAUUUCUUUGUCCCUCAUUAGUCUAGUGUCACUUUCCAGCAGUCGGUAUCUACUCUCAUCUCUAUUUUACGCUUUAUAUAUCUGAAAAAAACUUUACACUUAAAUAUCAUUGGCUAGCUUCCCUAGAUAGUUCACCUUUUUGGCAAUGACUCCUUUCAAUCCCCACUAAUGUCAGCAUUAAUCUUCCAAGCUAAAUCAAAUCCUCCGAUAAUCUCCUUUCAGCAUCAGAUCCCUGGAAGCCACAUGCCUUAUAACUCAAUUUUGUGCCAGCUCUUUUGCAAAUGGAUUUUAAUUAUGAUGGAAUGUCAUAACAGGCUACACAAACAAUGUGAGUAGGAGGAGACGGAGGCUAGAAAACUGUGCCCCCACCACUGCGGCACUUAAUUUCAAAGAUUAUUAAACAUUUCCUUUGAUGUUAGGCCUAAGAAGCAAAGUCAAUUAGUGCUUUUAUCCCAAGGGAAAUCAAAUUCAUGGUUCGUGCAAUGAACUGAGCAGUGUUAAUUAAGACAACAUUCGUGCGCCACAGUUGCUUAGCAGUUAGUGCUACGCUAAUACGGCUACAGUAAAUAGGUGGGUUGCUGCAUGGAGCCACUUGUUGUCUGUAUCUCUAAAUAAAAAUAAAAUAAAUUUUA